This is a messenger RNA of Caenorhabditis elegans, 1884 nucleotides long. It is a transcript of the gene pak-2, whose product is annotated as Serine/threonine-protein kinase pak-2. Bases 29 to 1591 code for a protein of 520 amino acids. Gene Ontology annotation, biological process: animal gross anatomical part developmental process. The transcript has 6 exons. Gene Ontology annotation, molecular function: protein serine kinase activity; protein serine/threonine kinase activity; ATP binding. Lineage: Eukaryota; Metazoa; Nematoda; Chromadorea; Rhabditida; Rhabditidae. The record is from RefSeq and is marked reviewed.
UUUCAGAAUUAGUUAUGCCGAGAAGAAGAUGAAUCGAACGUUUUCCUUGCGCCGAAAAGUCAAAAAGUCGGAAAUUUCAACGCCGAGCAAUUUCGAACAUCGAAUACACGCUGGAUUCGAUGCAAGAUCAGGAACUUAUACUGGACUGCCAAAACAAUGGCAAGCUCUUCUUGGACCUCCUCGAUCAAUAUCAAGACCGAAGCCAAUGGUCGAUCCAUCUUGCAUUACACCGGUAGACGUCGCUGAACUGAAAACUGUAAUUCGAGGACCAUCUUCAAGAUACAAUUCACCACUCCCCUUUGGUAUGACAAACUCUCCAAUGCCAAGUGUCGCUAGAAGCAAUAGUCUUCGAAUAUCAGCAACAGCUUCACCUGUUGUUAAUGUUUCAUCUGCAAGACAUUCAUUCCGUCCAACGCUUCCACCAGUCAGUCAAAGAGGAUAUCCAUUUAAUGAUCCAAGUUAUGCUCCGUUACCUCUACGCAAUCAGAAACCACCAAUGUCAACAACAUUCGGAGUAGAGAAGCCACAUCAGUAUCAACAAAUAAUAACUAUUGUUGCACCAUCAAGAACAACGACUCCUCAAUUACAACCCAAAUCUCCUUCAACGCCACAAGCCAUGCGUCAACAGCCGAAAUGCACUGAAGGUGUCAGCGAUGAAGAGUUUCGAAAUGCGCUGAAAUUCGUAGUUGACGGCACGGAUCCUCGUUCGGAUCUCACAGAUUACAAACAAAUCGGAGAAGGAUCAACAGGAGUAGUCGAAGCUGCAUACAAGAUAUCAACAAAACAAAUAGUCGCUGUGAAAAGAAUGAAUCUCCGGAAACAACAACGCCGAGAACUUUUAUUCAAUGAAGUAUCAAUACUUCGGCAGUAUCAACAUCCCAAUAUUGUUCGAUUCUUCUCUUCUCAUCUUGUUGAUGAUGAACUUUGGGUUGUGAUGGAGUUCAUGGAAGGUGGAUCCUUGACAGAUAUUGUGACUGCAACUCGUAUGACUGAGCCACAAAUUGCUACCAUUUCAAGGCAGGUUCUUGGUGCUCUAGACUUUCUACACGCAAGAAAAGUAAUACACAGAGACAUAAAAAGCGACUCAAUUCUACUGAAGCGAGACGGAACUGUGAAACUGACGGAUUUCGGUUUCUGUGGUCAACUAUCUGAAGAAGUUCCUCGUCGUCGUUCGCUUGUUGGUACGCCUUACUGGACAGCUGCAGAAGUUAUUGCUCGUGAACCAUAUGACACUCGUGCUGAUAUUUGGUCUUUUGGAAUAAUGCUCAUCGAGAUGGUAGAAGGAGAACCGCCGUUUUUCAAUGAUCAGCCGUUUCAAGCAAUGAAAAGGAUACGAGAUGAACAUGAAGCAAGAUUUAGUAGGCAUGCCAAGGUAUCUGUGGAACUCUCUGAAUUGCUUUCACAUUGCAUUGUCAAAGAUGUUAAUAAACGGUGGCCAGCUAAAGAUUUACUUCGUCAUCCAUUUUUUGCAAAAGCUCAGCAUUCUUCAUCAAUUGCUCCUCUCCUUCUACAGUUACAGGGUAACACGAUUAAUGGAAAUAAUCCACCAACUCAUCAUCACUCAUCUCAAAUAACUACAGUAAUUCAAUGAUGUUUUUUUUCUCAUUUACACCAUCUCAACAUGCAUCAUUUCACAUUCAGAUCAGUAUUACCCCUUUCCUUGAUUGAUUUCACCUUGCUAUUAUUGUAUGUAUGUAUUGCUUGUAUGAUGAUGAUAACUCAUUAGAGAGACACCACACUGCCUUUUAUGCAACAUUUUUCAUGUACUUCACCCCUAGAAGAAUGUUUCUUUUACGGGUUCAUUUUCUCGGUUUCUUCUCCUCUCACAAAUUAACAUCAUUUUAAUAUUCUUUUUUUUUGUUUUAAUAAAUCAAAAUACAAAUA